Messenger RNA from Durio zibethinus, 2595 nucleotides. NCBI's taxonomy places the organism in Eukaryota, Viridiplantae, Streptophyta, Magnoliopsida, Malvales, Malvaceae. The record is from RefSeq and is a predicted model, not a curated record.
ACUAUUUAUAUUAAAGAUAUACUUUUUUAAAUUUCUCUUUUUAUUCCACCAUAUUACAAUCGUUCAUUUUGAUCCCUUUCAACAACUCAUCCUCCGUCCCAUUAACACUUGCAUGAAUUGUGCAGUUGGCAUUCCCAAAUCUACAGCAACUUCACCUCGAAUGGGAUGAUGGGAUGAAAGAGAGAUUGCAUGGCCUACGAUUUGCCUCGGACUACUUUUGCAAACUAAAAGUUCUCCGACUUGGACGGUUUCCUCAACAAUUAGCUAUAUUCCCAUUACUAUCCUUACCCAAUCUCGAAAGCCUUCAAAUAGGAAAUUGUUACUUUGAAGAGUUGUUAUUCCAAAGUGAAGGAGUUGGUGGUGAGGAAGGAUUCCAAAAUCUAAGGAUUUUAUAUGUGGAAGGGUGUCCCAAAUUAAAAAGUAAUUUAGUUCCAUCCUCAGUAUGUUUCCAGAAUCUGAUGACUCUUAAAGUUGAAUUUUGUUAUGGGAUCAUAAAAUUAGUUGCACAUUCAACAGCCAAAAGCCUAGUGCAGCUCAGAGAAAUGAGGAUAAGUUCUUGUGAAAAGAUAGAAGAAAUAAUAGAAGGUAGCGAUGGGGAUCGUGAUGAAGUGAAGGUUGAAAUCAUUUUCCCCAAACUCAACCUUUUGGAACUGAGUUGCCUAUCAAAUCUAGAAAGCUUCUGCUCAUCAGGGAAUCAUACCUUUGGAUUCCCAUCCUUAGCAACAGUAAUUGUAAAUUAUUGCCCAAGGAUGAAGAUGUUCUCUAAGGGAGGGUUAAACGCUCCGAUGUUGCACAAAGUACGACAAUAUGAGUGGGAUGACGGGGAUUGGAUUUGGGAAGGAAGCCUUAAUAGCACCAUACAAAAACUGUUCACGGAAAGGAAUCCCAUGGAGGAAAUGCAGUAUUCUAUAGAAGAUCAAGGCAAUCCUUCAAUUUCUAACACACAAUCAACAUAGUCGAGAAUUCUGAAGAAGAUCAGCUCAAUCCUUCAACUGCCAAGAAACAGAGUAAGCCAAAAAGUCUUUCCAUGCAUCUUGAGACAGUAUAGCUUAUGUAGUACUCAUCUAAUGCAAAUGAUUUUUCUUUCCUUGAAUAAGGUAAGUUCUUCAUUUGACGGUGUUUUCUUCAUCUCAAGUGCAGAAGUGCAAGGGUUCUAAUUCCUAUUUCCUUCACGGCCAGCAUUUAUGUGCCAUGGCAGAGUGAAGUAAACAAUGUAUGUAUUUUGAGACAUCAUUAUUGAUACUUCAUCGUUUGAAAUCAAAUGGUUAUAAGAUUUCUUUAUUAUAAUACAAGGGUUCUUUAAAAUGAAAUAAUGGUACUCUUUUUUUUCGUUUCUUUUGAUAGUCAAUUAUCAUAUUACCAAAGGGCAGUGCUGCCAAGCUAUUCUGUCUCUAAAGACAAGUUUAAUCAUGCUGCAUUUGAUCAACCUGUAAAUGGUUGCAGCUUCUUUCUUUUAGUCUUUUAUGUUUCUAUGGUGACUAAUUAUAGCUUGCCAUUUAUUUGAACAACCUUGGAAGAAAUAACAUAUGUACUACUUUUCUAUUUUUAAUGAUCUGGGUGUUGAGAAGUUAUGGAUGACAACAGUUCUGAAGUCAGAGGAUAAGGAGAAAUAUUAUGAAGUUCAGGAUCACAUACUUAUUUUGAAAUUUCAAGGAUUUGCGACUCUCCCUUUUUGGGAAGGUACAAACUAUUUCACGUUGAAACUUGAAAGAAAGCUCAAUUCAUAUUUAUUCUGGAGGCUCAAAUUGAUGGUUUUUGUUUGGGCUGGCUGAUGGUUUGUGUUUGUUUACAGGUGAUUUUCUGCUGCAUUGAACCAAUGGCAAAUUCUUGAGUCCAUUGGGUGCCCCAAGGUGUGCUGUGCCUACAACAUUUUGUGAAUGGGCAAUUUAUCCAUCCUGAUAUACCCUGUUCCAUUCUACUCGACCCUUGUGCUGAGUUCCAUGCUACCUUAGUGGCACUGUUCAGAAGCAUGAUUUGAUGGCUCAUGGUGAACAAGAGCAUUCAAUGUCAAGGAGGCAGAUGGUACAGGAAAAUUGGGCAGAACGAAUACCCCUCCUAGUUUUCUCAUACGAUGAGGGCUAAUGCCAAUUAAUCCUACUGAUUGAAUGGAAGAAUGGGAAAGAAUCCAAUCGCCAUUGAAGGUUUACAAAGUAUUUGCCUCAUGUCAAGUGAAGAAGCUGGUCCUUUUCAAACUUUAGCAAAGGCUUACUAGUUUCAUUUCAUUAAUUGAAAACAUAUACAAGUCAAAACACUUGCAGAAAGCCCAAUGACUGACAACUCAUUGGGAUGGAGCAGUUAUUUCUGAUUUUCAUUUAGGACAUUUUCUAUCAGCAUUGACAUAAACAGAACAACCUAUAGCAAGGAUCUUGUUCCUCUGAAUACACUAUAAGCCAAGAGUUUCCAAGUAUAAGAAACAGAGGAUCGUUGUUCAAGUACAAUGAUUUUUAUCUACAAUAGGCAUCAGUUUUAAAGUUGGAUUUUUUAGUUCUUUUCCUGAAAGAGUCUUGGCUUCAAAUCUUAUAAGAAGUGCCUUAUAUUCGUUUAAACACUGGUAAGUAACUAUGAGAAUUUAAGUUAAAUGAAGUUAAUUUCUUC